Fulvia fulva is the source of this 819-nucleotide messenger RNA. RefSeq lists its product as uncharacterized. The coding region runs from base 1 to 819 and encodes 272 amino acids. The record is from RefSeq and is a predicted model, not a curated record. The transcript is spliced from 2 exons. Lineage: Eukaryota; Fungi; Ascomycota; Dothideomycetes; Mycosphaerellales; Mycosphaerellaceae.
AUGAGCUCGAUAUCUUUUCCGGCGGGUCAUCAUGCGCCACGGAGUCUGCACAGCACGUGGAAACAAAUGCCGGUCUGGAGCAAGGCGUCGUUGAUGGUUGUCACAUCCUCUUCCGCUCUGUUCAUCACGCUGUUUCUCAAUAGCUACCGGAAAUGGAAAGCAAUGGGCCCUGGGGGCCUACCAUACUCCAUGAAGGGCUAUCUGCUCAACUUGUACGUGACUUUGUCGAUGGCAUAUUCCGACACCAAGACCAUCGCGGUCUACGAGCGGCCUGGGGACUUUUCGUCGCAAUGGCUCCAAGCUUCGGAGGCAGAACGAAGCGAAUCGCAAAAGGUAUUUCUCAAGACGCCACUACAACAUCGUGUGGGACCACCGACUCGAGCCUUGCCAUUUGCAAUACCUCAACGCGAGAAAAAUGCGGACGUGGAUGUGGAUGCCGAACUACGACGAAAAUACCUAGCGGCUUUCGAUGAGCUACAACACACCAACAGCGAAACCACAGAGUGGAAGACGUCUUUGUUGGAGAAGCGUGGGAAAGCGCUGUUUCUCAAGUCUAAUCUGCCGUUGCGUUGUCUGGCCGCCCCUAGCCACCGCGAGAUCUGCCAUAUCCAUUCAUCUGACAUGUCGGCACAUGUUACCCUGUCUUUGGCCGACGCUCGAGAGGUGAUCACAAAGGGCUUUGGAGAGCGGCAUCGCCUGUCUGGGACAAAACUGCUACCACUUGGUUACACAAUGCUAUACGUUCCUCGUUCGUCGGAUGAAGUGGAUGUCCUGGUCAAUAUCCUCCAGGCGGGUAUCGAUUAUAUGCGUUCUGGCUGA